This is a messenger RNA of Astrephomene gubernaculifera, 12870 nucleotides long. The record is from the annotation of a GenBank genome assembly. Lineage: Eukaryota; Viridiplantae; Chlorophyta; Chlorophyceae; Chlamydomonadales; Astrephomenaceae.
CCUAAAUUACGCCUGCGUCUGAGCCAUUUCGUCUUUUGCAAGUAUCUUCGGUGACAGUCAAAUAUUUAUACGCGACCCGCGCGGAAUUUUUAUGCCGCGCUUUCUAUAACGAUGUCGCAUUACUGUUUAUAGGGAGUAUAGAAUAAUGGUGGACAGACGACUCGAAUGGGUUCAGGAAAAGGCGUGCCUGGGCUUGGGCGUCGCUCCCGAACUCUUCGAACAAGCAACUAGCAGUCCGGAAAACAGAGCUAAAGUCACAAGCUUUCUUGAUGGAGCUGCGUCGACGUCUGCACUGCUGUUUGCCCUUGAGCAAGCGACAAUCUAUGUGGACGAGUACCAGGACGUCCUAGUAGAGGAGCAAGAGCCUCAGGCCUUCAACGAAGAUGGCGAGGAGGGCGACGGGGCGGAGAGCCGUGAUGGGGAGGGAGCAGAAGACGGUGCGGACGGUGCCGCUGCCGGCAACGGUUCGGUGGACGGCAGCACCGCGGCCGCCACCGACCGGCCCCCCAGCGACAAGGGCGAGCCAACCCCCGCCUCCGCUGAAGCCACAGAGGCCGCUGCCUCCACAGCAGCCCCGGACCCGACGGCCGUGCCCCCCGGCUCAGCCUCCGAAACCUCCCGGGGGCAGUCCGCCGGCAGCGGCGAAGGCAGCGGCGACGCGGGCGAAGACGCCGGCGAGGGCGCGGAGGGCGAGGACUCCGCCAUGCCUCCCGCCCCACAGCCGCCCGCUCCCAAGUACGUCCGCCGCGUGAUCAGCGUCCCCAAGACCGUCAGCAAGCUCUCAGUCGCCCUGGGCUCCCUCCCGGAGGAGCUCAGCAGCUGCCCCGCCUUCUACCUCAUCCUCAACCGCCCCGGCCGCGUCACAGCGGACGAGCUGGACGCCGCGGUGGAGUUUGGGCUGCUGAGCGAGGGCCCCUCGCUGCGCAUCCUGGAGCAGAUGCUGUCGAGCGUGUUUGUGCCGGUGCUGCUGCAGAUGGCGGGCGGGGACGGCGUGUCGUCGGGCGGCAGCGGCAGCGGCGGCGUGCUGAUGCAGUCGGUGACGCACAGCGCGCACCGGGAGCUGCUGGGCAACAUGCAGAAGUUCCACAGCCAGGUCAUGCAGGCGCUGCAGCAGCUGACGGGGGAUGUGACGCUGCAGCUCCCCGACCUGCCGCUGGAGGACGUGGACCGCGCCGCCGCCGACAGCGACCUGAUCAACACGCUGGAGCAGUACAUGGCGGAGUGGUCGCAGGUGCUGGCCAGCGUGCUGCAGCGCGAGAGCCAGAAACACCCCACCGGCAAGGGACCGCUGGCGGAGAUCGAAUUCUGGCGGGAGCGAAAUGCCGUACUGUCCAGUCUGUACGAGCAGCUCAACCUGCCGCAGGUCAAGCGCAUGAUUAGCACGGUGGAGAAGGGGUCGUACGACCGCAACCUGAUUGCGGGGUUUAAGUCGCAGCUGGGGGAGCUGACGAAGCUGGCGACGGAGGCGCGGGAUAACGUCAAGUUCCUGACCACGCUGGAGCGGCACUUUAAGAACAUCUCCACGGGGCCGCUGGCGGGUAUUCUGGACACGUUGCCUCCCAUGAUGAAUGCGCUGCGUAUGGUGUGGAUCAUCAGCCGGCACUACAGCGAUGACCAGCGCAUGGGCAGCUUGUUCCAGCGGAUUGCGCGGGAGAUUGGCGAUCGGAUUGAGAGCGCGGUGGACCUGCGGCACAUCUUCCGGAUGUCCUCAUCGGACGCGGUGGAGCUGCUCAAGGUGUGCAAGAGCGUGUUGGAGCACUGGCUGUCCACCUACAUGUCCAUGCGUGAGAAGAUCGAGCUGAGCGGGCGGGACGCGCGCUGGGAGUUCCCCAAGCAGCUGCUGUUCGCGCGCACCAACUACAUGGCGGAGAUAUGCGCGGACCUGAUAGAGAUGGUGGAGAUUGUGGACGACUUUUUCCGCUUCCUGGGGCCCGAGCUCAAGGCGGUGACGGGCGACACCGCGGGUAUCGACCGCGUGGUGCACCGAGUGGUGGCCAUGUACGAGCCCAUCGAGAGCAUCGCCUUCAACGUGUUUGACUUUGCCAACAGCCACGAGUGGAAGGCCGCCAAGGCGCAGUUCUACUCGGACAACGAGGACAUCAAGGCCGCCACGCGCGAGCUGAUCGACACCUCCUUCCGCAAGCUGCGGUCCGCGGAGGGCGCGUGCGAGCUGCUGCAGAGCUUCAAGUCCAUCAAGUCCAAGGGAGCCAUUCAGAAGCAGGUGAUGAACAAGUUCAACGACAUCCUGGAGCAGUUUGCUCGCGAGAUCGAGCAGACCGCUGAGAUCUUCGACUCCAACAAGGACGCGCCGCCCGUCACCAAGAACCAGCCCCCCGUGGCGGGCGCCAUCAAGUGGGUGCGCUCGCUGCUGGAGAGGCUCAAGCGGACCAUGGCGAAGCUGCUGUCUACGGAGGAGGAGAUAGUCCGCAGCACGGAGGUGGGUCAGGCGGUGGAGGCCAAGUUCAAGGCGUUUGCUCGGUCGGUGAUGCAGACGGAGAAGAAGUGGUUCAGCGGCUGGAGCGACAGCAUCAACGGAGUGGCCAUGCAGCACCUCAAGCAAACCAUUUUCCGGCGCAACACCACCAGCAACCGCGUGGAGGUGAACUUCCACACCGACCUGGUCCGCCUCAUCCGCGAGACGCGCUACCUAGACCGCAUGGGCUUCCCCAUCCCCGAGAUCGCGCUCAACGUGGCGCUGCAGGAGGACAAGUUCCUGCAGUGGCUGGAGGGACUCAACUCCAUGCUGGCAAAGUACUACGAGUCCAUCGACCAGCUCACCCCCGUGGAGCGCGAGCUGAUGGAGCGCAAGCUGGAGGAGCUGGAGGGCUGCCUGCAGCCGGGGUUCACCAUCCUCAACUGGAACAGCCUGGGCAUCAGCGAGUUCAUCGGGGCGUGCGACAAGGCCAUCGCCACCUUCCAGCAGCUGGUGAAGCAGGUCCAGAAGAACAGCGGCAUCAUAGAGCAGGUGGUGUACGCCAUUGCGGGGGCGAGGCUGGUGAAGGAGCCGGAGGAGGGCUCCGAGGUGAUGGACCUGCAGGAGUUCUACGAGCACAUUGAGCGGCAGCGGCUGGCCGCCCUGGAGGUGCUGGUCAAGAAGUAUCGCACCAUCAGCCCGCUGCUGGGCAAGAUAGAGGAGGUGGUGGCGGGAACCAACAGCGGCAAGUCGCCGGCGCUGGGGGGCUACUACGCGUUCUGGGAGCGGGCCAUCUUCAAUGCGCUGAACACCAUGGUGCUCAGCGCCAUGAGCACGCUGCAGACCAUGAUUGACGAGCGCAGCAAGCACUACGACGGCCCUCGCAAGGCGCCCCUCUUCAAGGUGACGGUGUCGCUGCAGAGUGUGGAUGUGGUGGUGCAGCCGCCCAUGACGGAAGUGAACAAGGCGCUGGGGCGGCUGGUGAGGAGCCUGGUGGAGUCGACCAAGGCGUUUGUGAGGUGGAUGGACGGCACGUGCGUGGAGACGCCGGAGCAGCGGGGGGCCAGUGAGGACGAUGAGCCCAUUGUGUUUACGUUUUACUGGGAUGUGGCGGCGAACCCUCAGGUCAUCAAGACCAUGCUGCAGCUCAACCAGUCCAUCCAAAAAGCCAUCACCAGCGUCAACAAAUACACCGAGAGCUGGCGCCGCCACCAGUCACUCUGGAAAACCGACAAGAAUUCCGUGCUCGACAAGUUCAAGGCGCGAGACCCGUCGGCAGCACAGUUCGAGGAAAAGCUCUCCAAAUACGCCAAAAUGGCGGUCGAAAUCUCCGCCCAGGCCAAGGACUUUGACCAGGACUUUAUCCGCGUGUCCUGCCACGCGUUGGCCUCCUCCGUGUGUGAUGAGUCGCUUGCGUGGGUUCGCGCCAUCGCGCAGUCGAUGCGGGAGUUGGAUGCGGGCACGGAGGCGGCGCUGCGCGACAAGAUCGCCAAGUACCAGGCGGCGCUGCACCGGCCGCCCUCCACGCUGGAGGAGCUGAAGCAGGUGCUCAACACCGUCAACACCAUCAGGGGUGAGAGCAUGCUGAUGGAGUUGCGCUACACCGACUUGGAGGAGCGCUACCGCACCCGCCUGCUCUACGCAACCAGCCCCGAGGAAACCGCAGCAUGCGAGGGCGAGCUCGCCUCCGCCUGCCAGGUCCGCGCGCUGUGGCUUUCCCUGCUGAACGAAGCCGAGGAGGUGGACUGGUCGCUGGAGGACACCAAGAAGAAGUUCUCCGAAACCACGCGGCACCAGGUCGCCGAGUUCUCCGCCUUCACGGCGGAGCUGUGGGAGCGGUUUCGGAGCAGCGGUCCCGGGUUGCCGAGUGUGGAGCUGCCGGUGGGGUUGGAUGAGCUGCACAAGUACGAGGGGGCGCUGCAGGACGCGUUGCGGCAGCGGGAGCAGCUGGUGCUGGCGGAGAAGCUGUUUGACAUGCCUAUUACCGCCUACCCGGAGCUGGCGCAGCUGGAGGCGGAGAUACGCAAGCUGGCGCAGGUGUACGGCGUGUAUGCCGAGCACGCGGAGGCGGUCCGGCAGUACUCCAGCCAGCUGUGGAGCGAGCUGGACGUGGGCAAGAUGAUGGCGGGCACGGAGGCGAUCCUGACGCGGCAGCGCAAGCUGAAGAGCCUGAAGCUGCUGCCGGUGUACGAGCUGGUGGAGAAGGAGAUCCAGGGCUUCUACAACUCGCUGCCGCUCAUGAAGGAGCUCAAGAGCGAGGCGUUGAGGAAGCGUCACUGGACUCGGCUGAUGGAGGUGACGGGCCAGGAGUUCGACAUGGACCCCAAGACCUUCACGCUGGGCAACAUGUUCGCCAUGCAGCUGCACAAGUACGCGGAGGAGAUUGGCAAGAUCACAAAUGCGGCCAUCAAGGAACUCACGAUCGAGUCGGAGAUCAAGAAGCUGGCGGACGUGUGGCGCGAGCAGCGCUUCGAGCUGGGCAAGUACAUGAAGGGCCCGGAGGACCGCGGCUGGGUGCUGCGCUCAACGGAAGACAUCCUGGUGCUGCUCGAAGACAUGGGCCUCAACCUGCAGUCCAUGAUGGCAUCUCCCUUCGUGCGGCCCUUCCUCACGGAGGUCCGAGCCUGGGAGCAGAAGUUGUCGUUGAUUGGGGAGUGCAUCGAGGUGUGGAUGCAUGUGCAGCGCAAGUGGAUGUACCUGGAGAGCAUCUUUGUGGGUUCGGACGACAUUCGGCAUCAGCUGCCCGCGGAGGCGAAGCGCUUUGACAACAUUGACCGGCAGUGGCAGAAGAUCAUGAACGACACGGCGAAGAACACGGUGGUGUUGGACGCGUGUACGGCGGAGGGCCGGCUGGAUCUGCUCAAAUCGCUGUCCGAACAGCUGGAGAUCUGCCAGAAGAGUCUGUCGGAGUAUCUGGACACCAAGCGCUGCGCCUUCCCGCGUUUCUUCUUCAUCUCGGACGACGAGCUGCUAUCCAUCCUGGGUACGUCCGAUCCCACCAGCGUGCAGGAGCACAUGCUGAAGCUGUUUGACAACUGUGCGGCGCUUGUGUUUGGUCGCGGCAACAAGACGAUCACGGGCAUGGUGAGCAGCGAGAAGGAGGGGUUCGAGUUCCGCAAUGUGGUGCCCAUUGAGGGCGCGGUGGAGCUGUGGAUGACCAACGUGGAGGCGGAGAUGCGCAAGACGCUGUACCAGAUCACCAAGGAGGGCAUAUUCUACUACGCCAAGUCGCCCCGCACCAAGUGGAUCAGCGAGAACCUGGGCAUGGUGACGCUGGUGGGCAGCCAGAUCUGGUGGACCUGGGAGACGGAGGACGUGUUCCGCCGCGUGCGCGACGGCAACAAGCACGCCAUGAAGGAGUUCGCGGCCAAGCUGACGGGGCAGCUGUCGGAGCUGACGGGCAUGGUCCGCAGCGACCUGAGCAACGAGGUGCGCAAGAAGGUGAACACGCUCAUCAUCAUCGACGUGCACGCGCGCGACAUCAUCGACACCUACGUCCGCGACUCCAUCGUGGACGCGCGCGAGUUCGCGUGGGAGAGCCAGCUGCGCUUCUACUGGGACCGCCAGCAGGACGACAUCCUCAUCCGCCAGUGCACGGGUCUGUUCAAGUACGGCUACGAGUACAUGGGUCUCAACGGGCGGCUGGUCAUCACCGCGCUCACCGACCGCUGCUACAUGACCCUCACCACCGCCCUCACCUACCGACUGGGAGGGGCACCGGCGGGGCCGGCGGGGACAGGCAAGACGGAGACCACCAAGGACCUGGCCAAGAGCAUGGCGCUGCUGUGUGUGGUGUUCAACUGCGGGGAGGGGCUGGACUACAAGGCCAUGGGCUCCAUCUUCAGCGGCCUGGUGCAGUGCGGCGCGUGGGGCUGCUUCGACGAGUUCAACCGCAUCGAGGCGGAGGUGCUGUCGGUGGUGUCCAGCCAGAUCAAGCAGAUCCAGGAGGCGCUCAAGAACGACCUCACGCGCUUCCAGUUCGAGGGCAAGGAAAUCAACAUCGACCCGCGCACCGGCAUCUUCAUCACCAUGAACCCCGGCUACGCGGGACGCACGGAGCUGCCGGAUAACCUCAAGGCGCUCUUCCGCCCCGUCACCAUGGUGGUUCCCGACCUGGAGCAGAUCUGCGAGAUCAUGCUCUUCUCGGAGGGCUUCGACUCCGCCAAGGUGCUGGCCAAGAAGAUGACGGUGCUGUACAAGCUCUCGCGCGAGCAGCUCUCCAAGCAGCACCACUACGACUUCGGGCUGCGUGCGCUCAAGUCGGUGCUGGUGAUGGCGGGCAGUCUGAAGCGCGGCGCGCCCGACAUGUCGGAGCAGCUGGUGCUGAUGCGGGCACUGCGUGACAUGAACCUGCCCAAGUUCAUUUUCGACGAUGUGCCGCUGUUCCUGGGGCUCAUCAACGACCUGUUCCCGGGCAUGGACUGCCCCCGCGUGCGCUACCCGCAGUUCAACGAUGUGGUGGAGGCGGACCUGGCGGACCAGGGGUACAAGGUGCUCACGGAGCCCAGCGAGCAGGUUGACAAGAUCGUGCAGCUGUACGAGGUGAUGAUGACCCGCCACACAACCAUGGUGGUGGGUCAGACGGGCGGCGGCAAGACCGUCAUCCUCAACACGCUUUCGCGCGCACAGACCAAGCUGGGCAAGCGGACGCACCUGUACACCAUCAACCCCAAGGCCAUCAGCGUGUCGGAGCUGUACGGCGUGCUGGAUAAGGACACGCGCGACUGGACGGACGGGCUGCUUUCCAACAUAUUCAGGGAGAUGAACAAGCCGCUGCCGCCCGAGCGCGACGAGGCUCGCUACCUCGUGUUUGACGGCGACGUUGACGCGGUGUGGGUGGAGAACAUGAACAGCGUGAUGGACGACAACAAGCUGCUCACGCUGCCCAACGGCGAGCGCAUCCGAUUGCAGAACCACUGCAAGUUGCUGUUCGAGGUGUUUGACCUGCAAUUCGCUUCGCCGGCCACCAUCAGCAGAUGCGGCAUGGUCUACGUGGACAGCCGCAACCUGGGCUACAAGCCCUACAUCUACACCUGGCUCAACUCCCGACCCAAACAAGGCGAGGUGGACAUCCUUCGCGGCCUGUUCGAGAAGUACGCCGUACCCGCCGUUGACUGGGUGUUGGAGGGCAUUGACGGCGAGGAGCUGGUGCGGCGGCCCAAGCAGGCGGUUCCCGUCACCUCACUCAACAUGGUGGCUCAGCUGUGCAACCUGCUCAACAUCACCAUCACCGACCACCCGCGCAUGGCGGACCCGCAGAUACUGGAGGCGAUCUUCCUGUUCUGCACCAUUUGGUCACUGGGCGCCGCGCUGGUGCAGCGGCCCGAGUGUCCCGACCGCGACCGCUUCGACGCCUUUGUGAAGCACAUCGCCAGCAUGGGGCUGGUGGACGGCGAGCGGGUGGCGGCCACGCAGCUGCCCGCGCGCUCGCUGUACGAGUACUGCUUCGACACCAACGAGGGCGUGUGGAAGAGCUGGCGCUCCUACCUACAGCCCUACGAGCCGCCCGCGGACGGCGCGUUCAGCAAGAUCCUGGUGCCCACCGUGGAUGUGGUCAGGUCCACCUGGCUUCUCAACACGGUGGUGUCCUCCGGCAAGCCCUGCCUGUUCGUGGGUGAGAGCGGCACCGCCAAGUCCGUCACCAUCGCCAACUACCUGGCGCACCUGGACGGCACCGUCAACAUCGUGCUCAACGUCAACUUCUCCUCGCGCACCUCCUCGCUGGACGUGCAGCGGGCCAUCGAGGACUCCACGGAGAAGAGGACAAAGGACACCUACGGCCCCCCCAUGGGCAAGCGGCUGCUCAUGUUCAUCGACGACCUCAACAUGCCCCGCGUGGACACCUACGGCACCCAGCAGCCCAUUGCGCUGCUCAAGCUCUUCAUCGAGCGGCGCGGGCUGUACGACCGGGGCAAGGAGCUGAGCUGGAAGAACAUGAAGGACGUGCAGGUGGUGGCGGCCAUGGGGCCGCCGGGAGGGGCGCGAAACCCGGUGGACCCGCGCUUCAUCUCGCUGUUUAGCGUGUUUGAGAUCCAGUUCCCAAGCAAUGAGAACCUGCGGACAAUCUACCAGGCCAUCCUGAGCCGCCACCUGGCCAAGCUGCCCUCCGACGAGAUCCGCGACCAGCUGGGCGAGCGGCUCACGGACGUCACCCUGGAGCUCUACAACUUCAUCAUCGACAAGCUGCCGCCCACCCCCUCGCGCUUCCACUACAUCUUCAACCUCCGCGACCUAUCGCGCAUUUACGAGGGGCUGCUGCUGUCCGUGGGCGACUGCUUCAAGACGCCCGAGCAGUUCCUGCGGCUGUGGCGCAACGAGUCUCUCCGCGUGCUGCACGACCGGCUGAUCAGCGCGGAGGACAAGCGGCUGGUGACGGAGCGCAUGGAGGCGCUGGUGCAGCAGAAGUUUCCCAACUUGGCGGCACACACGCUGGCGUCACCCGUGCUGUUCGGGGACUUCAAGCACGCCGUGAACGAGCUGCUGGGCGAGGGCGAGGUGGCUCCCCGCAUGUACGACGACAUGGGUGACUACGCGUCCAUCAAGCCGCUGUUCGAGGAGAUCAUGGCCAUCUACAACCGCAAGCGCAAGCCGCUCAACCUGGUCUUCUUCGAGGACGCGCUGGAGCACCUCACGCGCAUCCACCGCACGCUGAGGCUGCCGCAGGGCAACUGCCUGCUGGUGGGCGUGGGCGGCAGCGGCAAGCAGAGCCUCUCCCGCCUCGCCUCCUUCACCGCGGGCUGCGAUGUCUUCGAGAUCACCCUCACCCGCGGCUACGAUGAAGCUGCUUUCCGGGAGGACCUGAAGCGCCUGUACGGCAUGUUGGGCGCCGACAACAAGCGUGUGAUGUUCCUCUUCACGGACGCCCACGUGGCGGACGAGGGCUUCCUGGAGCUGAUCAAUAACAUGCUUACCAGCGGAAUGGUUCCCGCGUUGUACGAUGGCGCAGAGAAGGAAGGCCUGAUCAACGGCGUUCGCGGCGAGGUGGAGAAACGCGGGCUGUUCGCCACCAAGGAAUCCUGCUGGUCGUACUACGUGGACAAAUGCCGUACGAACCUGCAUGUCGUACUGGCGAUGAGUCCUGUGGGCGAGAGCCUGCGCUCGCGCUGCCGUAACUUCCCCGGCAUGGUGAACAACACGGUGAUUGACUGGUUCGAGCCCUGGCCGGAGCAGGCUCUUACUAGUGUGGCCUCGGUGUUCCUGGCGGAGGAGCAGCUGCCGGAGGCGCUGCGGCCGCAGAUCGUGGAGCACAUGGUGACGGUGCACCAGAGCGUGCGGACCUUCUCCUCGCGAUUCCUGGAGGAGUUGCGCCGCUACAACUACGUGACCCCCAAGAACUACCUGGACUUCAUCAACAACUACAAGCGCGCGCUGGCAUCCAACCGGCGCACCAUCCAGGACACCGUCAGCCGCCUGUCGGGGGGCCUGGAGAAGCUCAUCCAGGCGGCCGUGGAGGUGGAUGCCAUGCAGAAGGAGCUCAGCCAGGCCAAGGUAGUGGUGGAGCAGGCGACCAAGGAGUGUAACGAGUUGCUGGAGGUGAUCAGCACCAACACGGUGGAGGUGGAGGCCAAGGCCAAGGCGGCGGGCGAGAAGGAGGUGCAGCUGAAGAUUGAUGCGGAGCAGAUUUCGGUGGAGAAGGCGGAGGCGGAGGCGGCGUUGGAGGAGGCGAUUCCCGCGCUGGAGGAGGCGGCGGCGGCGUUGCAGGACUUGUCGAAGGACCACAUUACCGAGAUUCGGUCGUUCUCCAAGCCGCAUGACAUGGUGCAGAAGGUGUGCGAGUGCGUUGUGAUCCUGCGCAACCUGAAGGAGGUGUCGUGGCAGGGCGCCAAGGCCAUGAUGGCGGACGGCAACUUCCUGCGCUCGCUGCUGGAGUUCGACAAGGACUCGCUGACCGACAAGCAGGUCAAGCGCGUGAAGGAGUACCUGAAGGACAAGAACUUCAACUACGACAGCCUCAAGAACAUCAGUAUCGCGGGUGCGGGUCUGCUCAAGUGGGUUCUCGCCAUGGUCAACUACAACAACGUGGCGCGAACCGUGGAGCCCAAGCGCAAGAAGGUGUCGGAGAGCGAGAAGAACCUGCGCAUCGCGCAGAAGGACCUCACCAACACCAAGGCGGAGCUGCAGUCGCUCAACUCGCAGCUGGGGCAGCUGAGGCAGCAGUUCGAGGAGAAGACGGCGGAGCAGCAGGAUCUCAAGGCCAAGGCCGACCUCAUGGAGCGCCGCCUGCUGGCCGCCUCCAAGCUCAUCGCCGGCCUGGGCUCCGAGCGGGAGCGCUGGACCCGCGACAUCGCAGACCUGGAGGCCCGCCGCGACCGCCUCAUCGGGGACUGCCUGCUGACGUCAUCCUUCCUGUCGUACACCGGCGCCUUCACGGCAACCUACCGCCAUGCCAUGGUGUACGACAUGUGGCAGGGUGACGUGUUGGAGCGGGGGGUGCCGCUGACGCAGCCCUUCCGGUUGGAGUCGCUGUUGACGAGUGACGUGGAGACGACUGCCUGGGCGAGUGAGGGGCUGCCGAGUGACGAGCUGAGCAUCCAGAACGGCAUCCUGACGGUGCGGGCCAACCGCUGGCCGCUGUGCAUCGACCCUCAGAUGCAAGCCGUCAACUGGAUCAAGAGCCGCGAGGGCAAGAUGCUGGAGGGCAAGGUGAAGACCUUCAACGACAGCGACUUCCUGAAGCAGCUGGAGCUGGCCAUCCAGUACGGCUUCCCCUUCCUGUUUGAGAACCUGGAUGAGUACAUCGACCCCGUGAUCGACCCAGUGCUGGAGAAGAACCUGGUGCCGGGCAGCAGCGGCAAGGCGGUGAUCAAGCUGGGCGAUAAGGAGGUGGAGUGGGACAGCAACUUCCGGCUCUACAUGACCUCCAAGCUCUCCAACCCGCACUACGGACCCGAGAUCAGCGGCAAGACCAUGAUCAUCAACUACGGCGUCACGCAGAUGGGCCUCACGGAGCAGCUGCUCAACGUCACGUUGCGGCACGAGCGGCCGGACCUGGAGGAGGCGCGCGAGGCGCUGAUCAAGCAGAUGAGCGAGAACAAGGCCACGCUGCAGGCGCUGGAGGAUACGUUGCUGCGGGAGCUGUCCAAUGCGCAGGGUAACAUCCUGGACAACAGCGAGCUCAUCGCCACGCUGGAGAGCGCCAAACUCAAAGCCGUGGAAAUCGCCGAAAAGCUGGAAGCCUCCAAAGUCACUGCAGCGGAGAUCGAAGAAACGCGCGUGCGCUACAGCCCGGCCGCCAAGCGCGGUGCCAUCCUCUUCUUCGUUAUCGCCGGCCUGUCCGCCAUUACCAACAUGUACGAAUACAGCCUGGCGUCCUUCCUCGUCGUAUUUAACGGCUCGCUACACAACUCCCGCCGCGACGCCUCCAUCGAGGGCCGCCUGCGCAACAUCAUCGACACCCUCACCUACGAUGUGUACGCCUACACCUGCCUGGGUCUGUUCGAGCGGCACAAGCUCAUGUUCUCCUUCCAGAUGACCGCCAAGGUGCUGGAGGGCGAGACGCCGCUGGACCCGCUGCUGCUGGAUUUCUUCCUCAAGGGCAAUUUGUCGCUGGAGAAGGCGGCGCGGCGGAAGCCCUUUGACUGGUUCCCCGACUCGGGCUGGCAGGACCUGAUGCGGUUGGUGGAGCUGGGGCAGAAGAAGACGGGCUCGGAUGGGCGCAUGCAUGCGCUGGCAAGCCUCGCCAACGAUGUGGAGUCCGACGAGGCCGCCUGGCGCUCCUACUACGACCUGGAGGCCCCCGAGGAGGCGGAGCUGCCGCUGGGGUACCACUCCUUCCUCACCGACUUUGAGAAGCUGUGUCUGCUGCGCUGCCUGCGCAUGGACCGAGUGACGGUGGGCAUCACGCGCUUCGUGAUCAGCGUGAUGGGUGAGAAGUACGUGCAGCCGCCGGUGCUGGAGUACCGAUCCAUCUUCAAACAGAGCUCCGAAACCACGCCCAUCGUGUUUGUGCUGUCGCCGGGUGCGGACCCCGCCUUUGAUGUGUUCAAGCUGGGAGAGGAGAUGGGCUUCAGGCCCGGCGCCAAGCUCAAGUACAUGGCGCUGGGUCAGGGCAUGGGCCCCAAGGCGCAGGAGCUGAUCGAGACGGGCGCCACCCGCGGGCUGUGGAUCAUGCUGCAGAACUGCCACCUGCUGCCCACCUGGCUCAAGACGCUGGAGAAGAUCCUGGAGAAGAUCACCAAGCCGCACCACGACUUCAGGCUGUGGCUCACCACGGAACCCACCGACCGCUUCCCGCUGGGGGUGCUGCAGCGCUCACUCAAGGUUGUGACCGAGCCCCCCAACGGGCUCAAGCUCAACAUGCGUCAGAGCUACUCCAAGAUCACGGAGGACGUGCUGUCCGACUGCCCGCACGCCGCCUUCCGACCGCUCGUCUACGUGCUCGCCUUCUUCCACGCAGUGGUGCAGGAGCGGCGAAAGUACGGCAAGCUGGGGUGGAACGUGCCGUACGACUUUAACGA